AUGACAUCAGUUAGCAUUUAUGUUACUCGUACAUCUUCUAUGAUUUCGUUGAGAUUGUGUAGGGUGGUGGCUAUUAUAAGGGUAUGUUGCAGGUUUAUGUUGAAGUUUCUUCGUGUGGAUUUCCAGGCAUUCUCCUACAGCCUCACUUAUCUCACUCCAGGAAAUGGCUGGAUUGUGAUCCAGAGACUGCUAACCGUCCUUAUAUCUAACAUUGAGGCCGUUGCUAACAGAUUGAGGGUGAUACACUUUAAUUUUUGCAACGAUCUUCAAUUUAAUGGAGUGAACCUUGUUGAUAGUCCAAGAAAUCAUAUUAGCAUCACAUUUAGCAAAAAGGUAACUAUCUCCCAUAUCACUGUAAGUGCACUUGAAGAUAGUCCCAACACUGAUGGUAUUGACAUCUCUACUUCUCAUCAAGUUCACAUUUUGGAUUCCACCAUUCAAAGAAGUGAUGAUUGUAUUGUGAUCAAUUUGGGAGGUUGUAAUAUCAAGAUUACUGGUAUUUCAUGUGGAUCGAGACGUGGUAUAAGUGUAGGAAGCCUAGGAGUUAAUGGGACUUUUGCUACUGUGGACAAUAUCAAUGUAGCACAUUGUACCCUCCAAGGAACACAAAAUGGUGUAGAAACAAAACCUGGCACCGUCUGUAGGGCCUUGGAUUGGUAUUGGAAUUUUCAGGUGAAAACUGGUGCAAAAAUCCUAGCUACUGGUUAA
This is a messenger RNA of Lycium ferocissimum, 708 nucleotides long. RefSeq names its product probable polygalacturonase At3g15720. The record is from RefSeq and is a predicted model, not a curated record. Gene Ontology annotation, biological process: carbohydrate metabolic process. The transcript has 8 exons. Gene Ontology annotation, molecular function: polygalacturonase activity. NCBI's taxonomy places the organism in Eukaryota, Viridiplantae, Streptophyta, Magnoliopsida, Solanales, Solanaceae. Bases 1 to 708 code for a protein of 235 amino acids.